Pyricularia pennisetigena is the source of this 423-nucleotide messenger RNA. RefSeq lists its product as uncharacterized. The record is from RefSeq and is a predicted model, not a curated record. The transcript is spliced from 3 exons. The coding region runs from base 1 to 423 and encodes 140 amino acids. NCBI's taxonomy places the organism in Eukaryota, Fungi, Ascomycota, Sordariomycetes, Magnaporthales, Pyriculariaceae.
AUGUUUGACCAAAAACAGCUUAGACAUGCGCGCCUGAUACGUGCUCCGGGCGGGCGGGGCGGGAGCAGAACCAGGCUGCGCGAGCGAACACAGAACUACGCCCGUGCCGUGGCUGAUAGUGCGCAUGGUGGCUUCAGGCUCGGCCGGCCAAGCGACCUGGUCCUCCAUGUGCAGUUCUGGGGCGUGCGGCCCGCGCAUCAAGUCAACAUGAACAAUAGCGCUGGACACGGUCGUGCUGGCGAUUAUGAGGAUGCGAGUUCCACAUCCGACUCAGCUGACGGUGUUGCAAAAUGCGGGAUGGCGGACACGGGGGAGGCUGACCAGCUUGGCAAGCUCGAUAUGAAAGAACAUGUCUCUCGUGAUAAUGCGUGCAGCUGGAUGUGCGAGGUUGAGAAUUUCGCCCCGGAGCGAUCUGGAGUAUAA